UACAGUCACUUCUAUUCCAGAGGAUGAUGAUGCCCUAUCUGUAGAAAUACCUUACGAGUCCCAUAGGAAACUAGGCCAAACUAAGAGAAACGUCCCUGGAGAGAUAUAUGGGACAUGUGCGCCAGAAGAUGCUAAGAGGAGGCGAACAGAAAAAAUUGACAAACAGGCUACAAACAGCAGCGCGGAGCCACAGAGGAAAAGAUACAGAGAUGUCAUCUGUGCUAGGUGGCAGAGCGAAGUCUUUCUUGGAGUAAAGGAACGUGAUACAGUAUUUUAUUGCAAGCAGGCACUUUCAACUAUCAGUGAUUUUAACAGUCUUAUGAGGAUAACAAACAAAAUGAGAGUAAUUAAUAGAGGGGAUUACGCCAAGAUUGGUGAGGAAAUACCCGAUAAUCAUUAUUUUGUCGUACAAGAUAGAUACCUCGAUGCUCCAAAGAACAACUUGGUUAUUCUUUUAAAAGAAAGUGAAGAACAAGUGUUAUCAUACCUCUCGUCUCUUGUAGCACAAUUUUAAUGUCUUUGAACCUCUCGCCAAAUUUUAAAUCACAAAUAAAAUAUUUGGCACCCUCUCACAAUCAAAAACCUAUGACUUAAUAAAAAUCUUUGCCCAAAAUUACUCACAUAGUAGCAAUGAUGCGCCUAAACGGCCUAAUGAAACAGUUACUUUACAAUGUUCUUACCAGAUAAACGGUGAACUCGAAAUAAUUUACUCUUGAUUUAUGUAGUCAUUUUUAUAAUACUUAAUUUUUACAUUUUAAAUACAUUGUCUGAAUUGAUGUUUUCUGUAAUUUUUGGCGAGGUACUUGCCUCGCCUGCCUCUUGCCUGGCUACAUGCCAGUGUAUAUUUGGUGAGGUAGUUGCCUCGCUUGCCUUAUGCCUGACUAUAUCCCAAUGUAUAUUUGGUGAGGUAGUUGCCUAAUGUCUGGCCAUACCCAAGAAAAUAUGUAUUUGAAAAUGGUUUAUAAACAAUUUGUAAAUUCCAAGACAUUUAUAAACAGACGGUUUUGCUGUUUAACAUAGAAAUAUUGUAACAUUCUAUAUACACUGUGAGCUUGCCUCGUAUAGAAAUUUCUAUACGAAUAGUCAUCGAGUAUGCUAUAGAAAUUUCUAUACAGG
Owenia fusiformis is the source of this 1116-nucleotide messenger RNA. The record is from the annotation of a GenBank genome assembly. NCBI's taxonomy places the organism in Eukaryota, Metazoa, Annelida, Polychaeta, Sabellida, Oweniidae.